Anoplopoma fimbria (sablefish) is the source of this 553-nucleotide messenger RNA. It is a transcript of the gene ndufa12, whose product is annotated as NADH:ubiquinone oxidoreductase subunit A12. The record is from RefSeq and is a predicted model, not a curated record. NCBI's taxonomy places the organism in Eukaryota, Metazoa, Chordata, Actinopteri, Perciformes, Anoplopomatidae. Gene Ontology annotation, biological process: response to oxidative stress; mitochondrial respiratory chain complex I assembly. The coding region runs from base 39 to 482 and encodes 147 amino acids. The transcript has 4 exons. Gene Ontology annotation, cellular component: membrane.
CGCACAACAGUCCGUCUCCCUAAUUCGUCCGUCUCAAGAUGGCGCAGUAUGUGAACGUCGUCCGAAGGGCUUUGGGACAAAUAGGAGGUCACGGUGGAGUUAAAGGUUUUCUCGUUCAGCUUUUCAGGGUGAAUGACGUGAAGACAGGAGCCCUGAUUGGAGUGGACAAAUAUGGGAAUAAAUACUUUGAGGACAAGAAGAACUACUUCUUUGGCCGGCACCGCUGGGUGAUCUACACCACAGAGAUGAACGGGAAGAACACCAUGUGGGAGGUGGACGGCAGCAUGGUUCCAGCUGAAUGGCAUCGCUGGCUGCACUGUAUGACAGACGACCCCCCCACCACACAUCCACCAGAGCCCAAGAAGUUCCUGGCUGAGGUCCACCAGUUCAACGUGAGUGGCAGCUCACAGCAGUACGUGCCCUUCCCCACCACCAGCAAGAAGAUCCACGAGUGGGUUCCACCCCAAGCCGGAGCUCAGUGAACUCUUGACUGCAUAUUUGUAAAUUAUGGUAUCCUGUUUCCAACAUGUCCUAAAUAAAAUCUCUAUAAAGA